AUGCAAACAGUUUCGGGAAUCCUGCCAACAACAUUAAGUCCAUCCGAGCUUAAAUCUGAUGAUGAAAGAACUUUCCAGUUUGACGAAGAGACCGAGGUGGCAAAGCUUGUGGACGAAAGUGAAGAUUUACGAAGACUGAUUAACAAGACUACCCAGCUGGGUAUCAAAGUCGACCAUAUUCACAGCAAAACAGAUCAAGAGAUUGCCAGGUUGGAAAAAGUGAUCGAAGAAGUUGCUAAAAAUGAUAGUCUCUUUAGGUCUUGUUCUAGUAAGCUCAAGCGAAAGAAUGCGUGUAAACAUGCUUCAGACAGUGAAAGCAGUACGAACACUCAACUGAAGAGCCUUUCUCACUUGCAUGGCCGUCACGACCAUGAUUGGAAGCAAAAGUUAAAUAAAUGGUUCCGAAAGAAUAAAAGUAAAUUUGCCAUACGAUCGGCCAGCGAUCUGAAAAUGACAGAUGUAGAUAACCUGUUUCACUCGCAGACUAGAUUUGUAGAAGAUAGCAAGUCGCCAUACUUUAGUGAAACAGAUGGCUAUAUGAACGGUUUGGACAUCAUAUCACCAUUAACCCCGGAUGAUUUCGACGAUAAUGAAAAGUGUGUUAAACUCGAUGAACCUAGUCAAGCAUGUCCCAAUUCAGACCUGAAGAAGACUUCAUCAAGUCCCACAUUUGGAAACCAUGCAAACAAUGAGCUGGUCGUGAAUGGUACAGAGAGUAUCGUUAGUGAACCUCCCUUGCAAGAAAGUAAAAAGAUCAUUCUAAAAUAUCGAAGCGUUAGAACAUCUCUUAGCGCCAUAGGUUCUGCGAAAGCAACCUCCAAAAACAAUAGCAGUGUGUUUCGCAUCUUCCACAAAAGCUCAGGCCUUAUUGACAAAAAUCAAGAAGACGUGCCACGAAUGUGGGAUGUGGUCAGAAAUAACUUGGAGAAAGAGGUUUUUCUUUUACAAGAAAGAUUCAAAAGGUGGACUUCAAAGCACAAAGAUACUGGAAAGACUCAAGUCCUUAACAGCAACUGUGUAACCAUCCCUUUAUCACUAUCCGAAUCGGGGCCAGGAACACAGUCGGAAUCUGGAUUCUGUUCCAUGCUUGGGUCAGAAGCCCUGCUUCAAGUACAAGCUUGA
Saccharomyces eubayanus is the source of this 1122-nucleotide messenger RNA. RefSeq lists its product as uncharacterized. Lineage: Eukaryota; Fungi; Ascomycota; Saccharomycetes; Saccharomycetales; Saccharomycetaceae. Bases 1 to 1122 code for a protein of 373 amino acids. The transcript has a single exon. The record is from RefSeq and is a predicted model, not a curated record.